AUGUUUUUGGUCACAUAUGUAGUUGACAGUGCUUUGUUCCCACCAUCCAUAUUGGCCGAAAUACCAUCUACCGCAAGACGGACUGAUAUUGGAGCAGAGGCAUUCAACAAGAAUUAUAAUGAACUCCUUUACUCAUCCCACCCUUCCAUGUUUGUGUUUGUGGACAAUAUACCAUGGCAUUUUCUGUCUUACAAAGAUACAGAUUACUGUAGAAGAAGUCCAAUUGCUGAUAUAGUAUUCGCACUCGAUUCCUCUGCGAGCAUUCAUCGGGACCAAUUCCGUCAACAAUUGCAAUUUGUUGAGCAAGUAGUUGAUAAGUUUCCAAUAUCAAAAAAUGAAGUGAGAGUCGGUCUUUUAACAUUUAGCUACCAUGUAUAUCCAGCCUUCAAUCUCAAUAAAUAUGUUGAUAAAAAAUCAUUAAAACAUGGCAUCAAGAGAGUUGCCUAUGUCGGGGAAGGAACCCAUACUGCUGAAGCUAUCGCAUACGCACGUGACAUAAUGUUUUCUGCACAAAAUGGAGGACGGAAGCUUGCACCAGAUAUUUUAAUUUUAAUAACGGACGGAAUAUCAGAAAAUAAAACAGCAACAAUUUAUGAGUCGAAAAUGUUAAAACAAAAAGGAGUCAAAACUAUCGUGAUUGGUGUGAGCAGUGGUGUCGACAGAUUUGAACUACAGGCUAUAGCAAGUACACCAUCGUCAAGAUUUGUGUUCAGUGUUGACAACUUUGGAAGUUUGAAAACAAUAAUUGAUGAUUUAACGUACAAAACAUGCAAAGAAUCAAAGCAAGCAAAUAUAAAGAAAGACCGAGGAGAAAGGAAACAACUUUUAUCCCGUCUAACUUUUGUCUAUGAUCAGGUUACUACUGCCAACGUUGAUAAAGAGCUGCGAAAAAGUAUAGCCCUGAUGGCAAAAAAUAUUGAUGUUCACAAAACAAAGAUGGUCUUUUCUUUACUGAAUCAACCUGAUGUAACAACGCCGCAAAGAAGACACAUGUUCUUAAAUAAUCUGCAACCAGGCAUAACAAAAUCAAGAAGACUGCGAAAACUGAUAAAAUCCUUAUACACAAGCCUAUUUGCUUUUCCAAGAGAACAAACACAAACAGUUGUAGUUUUCCUGUAUGGGAAACAUCUUCAAAACAACAGGAUUUUUGAAGAACUGAAACGUGUCUCAAGUAUUUCUGAAUUAUACGUAGUAAAACUUUCACGAACAUUUUAUUACAAAGAAAAUGAGUUAUGUCCCUUCAAUCGACAUUGUGUUUAUACAGUCGACAAAAAGAUGUCAAUAAACGAUAUUCUUGGAUCGAUAAAACAGCAAAUUUGUUUGCAAGAAAGGUGCUAGCUAUUCUGUGGCUUUUUGUAUUCACUUUCAUCAAUUCGAAGCAUUUGUUUUCCAGUCAUAUUUUAUUUGUUAUUUAUCUAAUGCAUGGCUUUCCAUAGAUCUUUACUUUUGAAUAUUAAUCGAAUCUUGAUACCAGGAAAGCUCCUAGAUAGAGUUUUAUAAAAAAAAUUAUCAUUUCAGAAAACAAACUAUAGUAUUUAUUUUCUAGUGUUAUAUGUCGAUUUUUAAUACGGCAUUAUUAUUUUUUCCGAAAAAUAUUGUUCCGCAAAAGAAAGAUACCUAUAGUUAAUAACAUAUUGGCCAGUGAAACAGCCCUCAGCGCAACGUACUUCUCUGAAUAACAGCUACCAGUUCAAAUGACAUGAAUUUCGUUAAGUAAAAAAAAUGGAGCAGAUUUUCCCAUCUAAAGAUAGCAAGAAAACAAACCGAAUCUCACCAAUCGGUGCACAAUUAACAAAGUUCAUAAAUUUACUGAACAUGUUUUGUAGCUGUAUU
Mytilus trossulus (common blue mussel) is the source of this 1833-nucleotide messenger RNA. RefSeq names its product collagen alpha-6(VI) chain-like. The coding region runs from base 1 to 1338 and encodes 445 amino acids. The transcript is spliced from 5 exons. Lineage: Eukaryota; Metazoa; Mollusca; Bivalvia; Mytilida; Mytilidae. The record is from RefSeq and is a predicted model, not a curated record.